Messenger RNA from Anguilla rostrata (American eel), 3180 nucleotides. RefSeq names its product G protein-coupled receptor 107 (gene gpr107). Gene Ontology annotation, molecular function: clathrin heavy chain binding. Lineage: Eukaryota; Metazoa; Chordata; Actinopteri; Anguilliformes; Anguillidae. The record is from RefSeq and is a predicted model, not a curated record. Gene Ontology annotation, cellular component: membrane; Golgi apparatus; clathrin-coated vesicle. Bases 65 to 1717 code for a protein of 550 amino acids. Gene Ontology annotation, biological process: clathrin-dependent endocytosis. The transcript is spliced from 18 exons.
UCGUGCUUAGAGGGCGUGUUUUCCUGUUUUCUUGCGGAAGUCAGGCUGCGGUUAUCGUUCAAACAUGGCGACCGACAAAAGAUGGUUAUUUACGGGUGUUUUGGUCAUUUUUAUAUUAAUCACAGAAAGCCAUUGCAGGCUACACCAUCUCGAACUUAAGGACGACGUCCGACGGAAGGUGCAUUUGAACACUUUCGGGUUCUACAAGGAUGGUUACAUGACUGUCAACAUGAGCCGGCUGUCCCUGAGCGGAGACAGUCCUGAAAAUAUUGACGACUCUACGAUUGGGUUCAGUCUAGAUAGGACCAGCAGCAAUGGAUUCUCUACGUUUUCGGAUGAAGAUAUUGACUACUGCAUUCUAAAGAAGCUCCCCAGUAGUGACUUGGCUGUUGCCCUGCUGCUGAUCGACUUCAAUAAGAAAGUAGUGAGGAUGAAGACCUCAGCUGAGGAGAACAUUUUCCCCAACAUUAUUUCGGGCCUUGCCAAGCCCUCCCCGGAAACAGAGGGGAAGGAUCUGGAGAAAGCGGUUGAGGCUGAACCAAAACCUGAAACCAAACCUGAACCCCAGCCCACAGUCAAAGCAGAUGGUCAGAGUAAAUCCAAACGAGACACUUCAGAGGCAAAUAAGUCAGAGGUGUCUUAUCCUCUGCAGCAUAAGGAUGGAGUCUACUCCUUCCAGUUUUACUUCAACGUCACCACGGACAACCAGCAGGGCCUCUACAACCUGUACUUCCACAACUGCUACAGCAAGGAGCCCCAGACCAACGGGAUGCUCCGCUUCAGCAUCGAGAUCAACAUCGUGGAGAAGAACCCCGAGAGCUUCCUGUCCGCGGGGGAGAUCCCGCUGCCCAAGCUGUACAUCAUCAUGUCCGUCUUCUUCUUCCUCAUCGGCACGCUCUGGGUGCACGUCCUCCGAACACACAGAGCUGAUGUGUAUAAGAUCCACUGGCUAAUGGCAGCUCUUCCCUUCACCAAGUCUCUGUCGCUGGUGUUCCACGCUAUUGACUACUACUACAUAUCCAAUCAGGGCUUUCCAAUAGAGGGCUGGGCCGUGGUGUAUUACAUCACCCAUCUCCUGAAGGGGGCGCUGUUGUUCAUCACCAUCGCCCUGAUUGGGACGGGGUGGGCCUUCGUCAAGCACAUCCUGUCCGACAAGGACAAGAAGAUCUUCAUGAUAGUCAUCCCCCUGCAGGUCCUGGCCAACGUGGCCUACAUCAUCAUCGAGUCCACGGAGGAGGGCACCACGGAGUACGGGCUGUGGAAGGAGGUGCUGUUCCUGGUGGACCUGCUCUGCUGUGGAGCCAUCCUGUUCCCUGUGGUCUGGUCCAUCAGACACCUGCAGGAGGCCUCGGCUACCGAUGGGAAAGCUGCCAUUAACCUGGCCCAGCUCAAGCUCUUCAGGCACUAUUAUGUGAUGAUUGUGUGUUACAUAUAUUUCACCCGCAUUAUUGCUAUCCUGAUAAAAUUCAUUGUUCCCUUCCAGUGGAAGUGGCUCUACCAGCUCUUGGAUGAGUUGGCCACUCUCGCCUUCUUCUUCCUGACGGGGCACAAGUUCCGCCCCGCCUCCUACAACCCCUACCUGCUCCUGUCUGUGGAGGACGACGAGGACCUGGAGAUGGAAGAUGUGGUGACCACGUCAUUGGGUGUGACCGAGGGAGUGAAGAAGGUGAAGAAGAUUUCAAACGGGCCUUCAGAGGAGAGGGAGACCGUGGCGUGAGGGGGAGGGAAGGAGGGGACACCUCAGGACUGAACCUCAAUGGCCAUUAAGAUUUUUUUGGCCUUUUUUUUUUUUGGAACUCGAUGGGAUCUUCACAUCAGCUGAGACUCGCAGUGCAGACCCCUUAUCCAGUACUAACCCCCCACCCAUAGCCCCCGCCCUGCCCUCACACACACACACACACACACACACACACAUGAACACACACAAACACACACACACACACACACACACUCAAGCAUCGCCCCAGAAGAAGGAAGCAUGCAGUCAUACACAUGAUGUCUGUAUCGCUGCAUACAUGUAAACAAGUACCUCUGCUGUAUACAACGUUGUCUGUCUUCAAAGGGAUUGGGAUUUUUUCCCCUCUGUUUUCUUCCUUAAUUUAUCCGAACGCUUGGUUUUUAGAAGAAAAGUUACAUUGGACUGGAUUUAUGUUUUUAUUUAUUUUCUUUUAACAUUUUUAUAAUAUAUUUCAGAUUCUCUCCGGAUUGGUUAACCUCCAUGCCUCUCUCUCCUAUCACCAGAUAUACUCCAGUAACCAUAAGAACCCAAUGUGUGCACUUUAUUUUUCAGCACCGGUAUUGCUGCCGAUACUUCGUCUAAAAGCAUAUUCAACUUUGUACGUGAAAAAGUGGUUCAUGCACACCGCUGCACUGGAGGCUGGGGCAGACUUCGCUAACUUGUUUUUUGUUUUUUUUGUUUUUGGGUUUGCUUUUAUAACUUAGCCGAUUAGUACCGUUUGUGUUAUUUCAGAGGAAAGGUGAGACUUUCGUUAGCUCGCGCUAGUUACUCUCUGUGGUUGAGAGCCGUUACUGAGGCUAACACCGGAGCACUGACGUUUACUGGAACCAGACACUGCAGCAUUUCAGGGAUACAGCCAUCUUCACUCAAACUCUAAAGUGUGCUGGUACUAACGGCUACAUGUUAUAAGGGCAUUUCGAUAGCAAUGUGAAUAUAAAUGAGCCUGCUGACAAACAUACAGCAAUUCAAACGCUCCAUUGAUUUGAGUACUAUGGGGUUUUCUGGUCAGGCAUUCCGUCAGGUGAAACCGUUGAUUUGCGUCAUGGGAGCGAUGACCGUGAGCAGGUGCCCUCUUGUGGCAGGCCGAGAUAUUGCAAACUUUAGAUUGCACAGUAAAUGCAUGUGACAGUGCAAAACAAAAUCAUAAUAAUUUCUAUCUAACCAAAAUGAGAGCAUUAACCAGGGUAUUCUGCCUGUCUCUGGUGUGGAAUUUCCUGUGUUUAGUGUCCUCGAUGUACAUGUUUUUUUUUUUUUAAUCUAACCUUUAUUUGCUUAUUUUUCUUUAGGUUUUUUAAAUGGUUUGCAUUUGUAAAUAACAGUGCUUUUGGUUUUUUUUUUUUUGAUUUAAUAAAACAAUGUGACAAACAUUGAAAUGUGUAAAUUGUAAAGCGAUGAGCCGUGAUCUUGUGAAUGUUUGGACUUCAUAAAUAAGACUUGUGGAA